Molecule: messenger RNA, 4607 nt
Organism: Mya arenaria
Lineage: Eukaryota; Metazoa; Mollusca; Bivalvia; Myida; Myidae
Product: low-density lipoprotein receptor-related protein 4-like
Exons: 21
Coding region: 55-3738 (1227 amino acids)
Source: RefSeq, a predicted model, not a curated record
UUUGAAAACAAAAUAUAUUAACGAAGGUCCGUGCUGAUGUUGUAACGUUGAAACAUGGAGCGAUUACUUUUCAAUGUGUUUAGUUUAAUUGUGCUAUUAGUAUGUUGGCCAAAAAAUACGAAAGGUCAAAGUUCGGGCCAUCUGGCGAUCAGUACUGUGAUGCAAGGUCCUACCACAGCCGGCAACACACACGUUUCCAUAGCAUCCUUUCAAACUGUCCAUGACAGUACGAACGUCUCAUUAACUGACCGAAUCGGCUUUUUCUCGUCCUACAGCCAUGCAAUCUUGAGUCUUGACGUCGACGUCAACAGGAAGAAGCUGUAUAUCUAUGACCGAUACAUGGCUGCCAUUUACAUGAUGAGUAACUUUACGACUGAUAUGGCUAUUGGUAAUUUCUCUUGGAGCCUACUUCAUGCCGGUGUUUCAAGGGGAUUUGUGAAGUUGGCUGUUGACUGGAUUUCCAACAACUUAUAUUGGACUGAUCCCAUGUAUCGCUGGAUUGCUGUACAAUCGCUGGACAAUGACGGAAUGUUCAAAAUAUUAUUUCAUUCGGAUCUUAAAUUUCCUUUGGGAAUUGCUGUAGACCCAAUUCACAACUAUUUGUUCUGGAGCGAUGCAGGAUCAACUCCUAAAAUUGAACGAUCAACACUGACCGGAUCUGAUCGUAAAGUUAUCGUCUCUACCGGAAUCCUGUAUCCAACAGCAAUCGACGUCGACAUCGCUAACUCUAAAAUAUUUUGGACGGACGCAAGCCGGGAUACAGUUGAGAUGGCUAGCUUCACCGGCUCGGGCAGAAAAACUGUCAGAAGAUUAUCUCAUACAUAUUUCUACGAUAUUGCACUAUUUCAGGACACUAUUUUCGUCACGUCAUUCUACUCGGAGAGCAAGAACCAGAUAAUAAUUAUGAACAAAACCACGGGUGAACUGGACAACAACCUACCCUAUUUUUACCUGACACAUCCUGACGUUAGCUUGGAAGUCAUAGCGGUAUCAGUGGUGUCGCAGGCAAUACAGCCUUUGAUUACAGACCACUGUGCCAGUAAUCCUUGCAGCGAUAUCUGUGUGAGUGGCCAAGCCGCGUACAACUGUCUGUGUCGAGAGGGCUUCCUGUUUCAAAACAGCGUCUGUGUUGAAGACGCAGGUCCCCUUCAUCGCGGGUUAGUAUGGUCAACACCGACGGCCGUGUGUAUUGCGGAUAUAAGAGGUAUCAACGACCAAGAAUGGUACAUAAAGGCGAACAAGACAUGUAAAUAUGGCGUUGGCACUGCAAUUUCUCAUAUCGUUGUUGAUUCGCAUGGUCGUAAAAUCAUUUACGCAGACACUAAUAGUGUAAAGGCUAUGAACGUUGACGACAUGCGUAUUGUAGUGACGCUUUUUACUGCCACAGAGACAGUAACAGGUCUUGCCGUCGAUUGGAGAGACGGGAACGUGUAUUGGUGCCAAGGAAAAUCACAUGGCGCUGGGCAAAUCUGGGUCUUCUCACAAACAGAUAGCACGUCAUAUAAACUGGUCGACAAUCUUGACAACGUGAAAUCAAUAAGCAUUGUUCCACUACAAAGUGCCAUGGUGUGGAUAGCCGGUGGAGAUAUCGAGAGGCAAAUCUUCAAAUCUCAGCUUGAUGGCACGGACGUACAAGUUUUAGUCAACAAAGACAAUCUUACGUCUGCGGUGGAUCUGACCGUCGAUCUUGAUAAAAACCUGGUAUAUUAUAUCAAUGACGACUUCAUAGAAACCAUUCGGCUCGACGGGACCAACCAUAAAGUCCUGUCAACACCCAAUAUCUGGUCUUCUACGUUUUCGCCGUCCAGAAUACAUACUUAUAAGAAUUACCUGUUCAUGGUUGAUAUCAAUUUCCCAUCAUAUGAGCGGGAAGUUGACCUUAUAGACUUGCUGCAUGUGUCGAUGGAAGACACACUGUCGACUCUAAUCAAUGUUACUGACAUUGCGAUACUGGAUAUCACUACCCAAGCGCAUCUCUACGGACCAUGCGAUGUAGCAAACGGUGAUUGUGAACACAUCUGUUUACCAAUCGGCAGGAAUCGCGUAUGUCAGUGUGAAUACGGCUUUACCCUGGAAGCGAACAAGGAAACAUGCUCCUCGCAGCCUCUAUUGAACGACUUUCUAUUCGUUGUUGAUUGGACACACGACAAAAUAUACCAAGUGUCCUUGGUAAAUGGUGAGGCCCGAGGAUUAGAUUCUGAUAUGAUACAAAACCCGGUCGGACUAGAGUACAACCAUCUUACCGGAAAGGUGAUCUGGGGAGAUACAGGCGACUAUCUCUUGCAACAAGUCAACCUCGAUGGUACCGAUUAUGAAGUUUUGGUCGAUGUCGGAAGGUAUUACGCACAUCCCGACCGAAUGGCGAUUGACUACAGCACGGGAAAUAUAUUUUACACAUCUGUAAGGACAGACGACCUCGGAUUUUCGGGGAUAGCCGUUGUAACGCCAGAUGGGGUACAUAAGAAAAUUGUCAAGUAUGGGCAAAACCCACGGGCCAUAGCGCUGGACCCGGAACAGGGUUUAAUGUUCUGGACUGACCACGGGACGACGCCUGCUGUCCUAAUGCGAGCUAACAUGGACGGGUCGGAAAUAACCCGCGUAUACGACAAGAUGUUGUGGCCAAACGGCAUUGCAAUCAGCAGUAAAGCCAAGACCGUGUAUGUAACGGACGGAAAUUCUGACCGGAUAUACGCAUGCACGUUCAGCGGCUCGUGCUCCGUGUUUCACGAGGAUCCCGGGGCGCAUCUCAUGGAUAUCAAGCUGUUGGACGACUACCUGUUUUACUCCGCAUGGAACAAAGUGUACAUUACACGAAUAGAUAUCCACACUAAGGAGAUUGUAAAGUUUGCUGAGAACGCCGAACUUGGAAGACUGGAUGCCAUCGCCGUGUACAGUUCUUCUUUUUCCAUAUCAGUUACCAGUUCCUGCAGCCCGAACAAUGGCAGAGCUGACUGCAGCACACUUUGUCUCCCUCACUUUGAUGGAUAUACGUGCGCAUGCGCAGAUGGUGUGUCCUUAUUACCAGAUUGGAAGACUUGCUCGGAUGUUCAAACAACAACUAUAAAAACUACUUUGUCCACACCUACCGUGGCAACUACUACUCAAACAACAACGUCAAGCACAACAACUGUCCCUACCAGAACUACGUCUACACCCGUAACAACAACUUCUUCACCGUCGCGGUCCAGUACGAGCGUGCAGGGGACGCCCGCUGCCGCCAUUAAUGGUGCUUCCAUGAUCCCAUAUAUUGGCGGUGGUGCUGGAGGUGCUCUUGUGCUCAUUGUUGCCGUCGUUAUCGUCUGUGCCAUCUGCUUUGUGCGGAAAAGGCGAGCUGAUAGCGGUCCCCGGUACCUGAACGACAAUGAAGGGUUCGAUCACAGCGCCGUUUUCCAAGGGGCUAGCGUCGAAAUUCGCGGGCUUGAGAGUCACGAGUACGAAUCCCCACAAUAUGUAGCGGCAAUUAGGCCAACAAAAAAUCCGGAAUACAGUGCGACACAAAGUAACGACUACCUCCACUUCCCCCAACGAGACACCAUGUACGAUAUGAUACCUUGCGACAUUGCUCCACCACUUCCGUAUGAGGCUAACGGGACCGACCCCCAAACCACGCUACCGGAACGCCACUUCAGCACAUUGCCGAGCACCACGGAGGUAAGCGCCCUGUCGUUUAUUUCCGGCCAUACCGAACAUUCCAAUUAUGUGACGCCUUCGGAAACCGGUGACAGCUAUGUCGGCUAGAUCAGCAACUAGGAACUUGACCGGCGAGAAAUGAAAGCUUCUGAAUCACUACACAUACCAUUUCUGGGAUGAACUCUACAGCCUAGCGUUGCCGAAACGGCAUGCUAUAUGAGUAACUAAACAAUGUAAAUGGCAUGUUAAUCCAUUGUACACAAAUAUGGGGAGGCUUUGGAUUAACUUUGAUUAAAAAAAAAAUGUAUAUCUCUGUAAUACGUUCAAUUUUUGGGUAUAAAAAAUAUCGUAUUUUUAUGUCAACAUGUUUGUAUAGAGUAAGUAUGUACUGAAUAUUUGUAAACAUUUGAUGGCGUCAAUAUGUUAUAUUGUUUCCAUGACGUCAUUAGUGAAACCUACAAUAGAUACCGAACAUCUCGAAUGUUAACUAUAUCUUUAUAAAGUAAUAGGUAUUGCAUCUCAUGAAUCAGCUUUUAUGACGUGUUCUUAAAUAUACCGUAAACAGUUCAAGUUUGUUUUUAAUUUUAACGCAUCAUUAUCUUUAACUCAUUUGACUUUAAUGUACUAUUCAUUUGAACUUUACACAAAAUGUAUGCUUUUGUUGGUUUGAUUAUUUAAGUCAUCUUAUAGUGUGCCCCUUUUCAUAUAUACUAUUAAUGGUGUGUAUAUUUUCCCCAUGUGCUUGUAUUCUUAAUAGUGAACAUAGAACCAUUUGCGUCUUAUCUGUUGCUUUACGAUCGGUCACGUGUCGUCAUAUUAAAUAAUACUUUAUUUAAGGAGUUCAGGAUUUUUUUAUUUCUUGGUAAGCAUACUUACAUUUUCCCUGGACGAUUUGAAUAACAUUACAUAUAUUAUAUGAUGUUCAAUUUUUUUUAUCAAAUGCUUUUUUUGCAAUAAAAUAGCGAUAUAAUAUCUUC